Anolis carolinensis (green anole) is the source of this 4439-nucleotide messenger RNA. RefSeq names its product oxysterol binding protein (gene osbp). The transcript has 14 exons. The record is from RefSeq and is a predicted model, not a curated record. Gene Ontology annotation, molecular function: sterol binding. Bases 131 to 2533 code for a protein of 800 amino acids. Gene Ontology annotation, cellular component: cytosol; intracellular membrane-bounded organelle; plasma membrane. NCBI's taxonomy places the organism in Eukaryota, Metazoa, Chordata, Lepidosauria, Squamata, Anolidae.
ACGGCGCUACGCGUACCGUUGCGGGGGCAGGGAGGGAGGGAGGUGCUCAGCCUCCGGCGGCUCCUCUUCUCCCGUUGGCAGAGCGGGCUCGGGCUUGCCUCUGCCCUUGCUGCUGCUGCUUGGCGGCGCCAUGUCGGGACUGGGCCCUGGGACGACGGCGGCGGCGGCGGCGCCUGGCGGAGCGAGCGGCCCCAUCGCCUCAGGACAAGGCCCAGCCACGCCGCUGCCCUCGCCUGGGCCUGGAGGAGGAAGAAGCAGCGGCGACGGAGGAGGAGGAGGAGGCGGCGGCGGAGGGACGCUGGGCCCCGGGGGGGUGCCCGCAGCUCCAGGGGGCACCUCGGCUUCCGUUUCCGGCGCAGGCGGCUCCACUUCCGGAGCGGCGCGCGAGGGGUGGCUUUUCAAAUGGACCAAUUACAUCAAAGGCUAUCAGCGGCGCUGGUUCGUGCUGAGCAACGGGCUCCUGAGUUACUACAGGUCAAAAGCAGAGAUGCGACACACUUGCCGUGGAACUAUAAACCUGGCCACAGCUAACAUCACCGUGGAGGACUCCUGCAACUUUAUUAUUUCCAAUGGAGGGGCACAGACAUACCACCUGAAGGCCAGCUCUGAGGUUGAGAGGCAGCGUUGGGUCACAGCCCUGGAGUUGGCUAAGGCUAAAGCUGUCAAGAUGCUGGCAGAAUCAGAUGAGUCAGGCGAUGAAGAAUCUGUGUCUCAGACAGACAAGACAGAACUGCAGAACACUCUGCGCACCCUCUCCAGCAAAGUGGAGGACCUCAGCACCUGUAACGACCUGAUUGCUAAACAUGGGACAGCUUUGCAGCGCUCCCUCAGUGAGUUGGAGACCCUCAAGCUGCCCGCUGAGAGCAAUGAGAAGAUCAAGCAGGUCAACGAGCGAGCCACACUCUUCCGCAUCACGUCCAACGCCAUGAUCAAUGCUUGCCGAGAUUUUCUGAUGCUCGCUCAGACACACAGCAAGAAAUGGCAGAAGUCUCUUCAGUAUGAGCGGGACCAGCGAAUCCGCUUGGAGGAGACGCUAGAGCAGCUGGCUAAGCAGCACAAUCACCUGGAAAGAGCCUUCCGUGGAGUCACAGUCCUGCCAUCCAAUGCCCCUGGCAACAUGGAUUCCUCUAAAGAUCGGUGUUGCUCCUCAAAGGGAGAUAUGAGUGAUGAAGAUGAUGAUAAUGAAUUCUUUGAUGCUCCUGAGAUCAUCACGAUGCCUGAAAGCUUGGGUCAUAAGCGAACGGGCAGCAACAUUAGCGGCGCUAGCAGUGACAUCAGUCUCGACGAGCAGUAUAAGCAUCAGUUGGAAGACACCAAAAAGGAAAAAAGGACAAGAAUUCCCCACAAACCAAAUUAUAGCCUGAACUUGUGGAGCAUCAUGAAGAACUGCAUUGGCAAGGAACUCUCCAAGAUCCCCAUGCCAGUUAACUUCAAUGAGCCCUUAUCCAUGCUGCAGCGCCUGACAGAGGACCUGGAAUACCAUGACCUGUUGGACCGGGCAGCCAAGUGUGAGAGUUCCUUGGAGCAACUCUGCUAUGUAGCUGCCUUUACUGUAUCGUCUUACUCCACCACUGUCUUCCGAACUAGCAAGCCAUUCAACCCUCUCUUAGGGGAAACCUUUGAGCUAGACCGGCUGGAAGAGAACGGCUACCGCUCCAUCUGUGAGCAGGUGAGCCACCAUCCUCCUGCAGCUGCUCAUCAUGCUGACUCCAAGCAUGGCUGGACCCUUCGACAGGAGAUCAAAAUCACCAGCAAGUUUCGUGGCAAAUACCUUUCAAUCAUGCCACUUGGUACCAUCCACUGUAUCUUUCACGCAACUGGCAAUCACUACACAUGGAAGAAGGUGACAACUACAGUACACAACAUCAUAGUGGGAAAAUUGUGGAUAGAUCAGUCUGGCGAAAUUGAGAUUCUGAACCAUAAAACCAGUGAGAAGUGUAUUCUGAAGUUUGUUCCUUAUAGCUACUUUUCUAGAGAUGUGGCCAGGAAGGUCACUGGAGAGGUGUUAGACUCGUCAGGGAAAGUGCAUUUCAUGUUAUUGGGGACAUGGGAUGAGAAAAUGGACUGCUUCAAGGUGAUUUCUACUGUGGAGAACGGUGGUGAUAGCCGGCAAAGAGCACAUGAAGCUGAGGACAGCAGAGUCAUAUUGUGGAAGAGGAACCCACUCCCGAAGAAUGCUGAGAAUAUGUACUAUUUCUCAGAGCUGGCUUUGACACUCAAUGCCCCAGAAAGUGGUACUGCUCCCACAGACAGUAGACUUCGACCUGACCAGCGACUCAUGGAGAAUGGGCGCUGGGAUGAAGCUAACGCAGAGAAGCAACGCCUUGAAGAGAAGCAACGCAUCUCUCGGAAAAAACGUGAAGCUGAAGCCAUGAAAGCAACUGAGGAUGGAACUCCUUAUGAUCCCUACAAAGCAUUAUGGUUUGAACGGAAAAAGGAUCCUGACACAAAGGAAGUGGCCCAUGUGUACAGGGGAGGCUAUUGGGAGAGCAAAGAGAAACAAGACUGGAGCAUGUGCCCUGACAUCUUCUGAGAGCUGGAAGAAGCAACAGGACUACUAUAAGGAAGGGGGAAUGAAGAGUUAUGGAAGAAGGAUGGAGGGGAGCAGCUGAUCAUGUGACUUCCUGCUUAGUGCUUUCCUCACCAAAUCUGUCUGUCUUAACCAAUCACUCGUUUUGAAUCAAUCAUCCAAUGCAAAAUCCAGCAGUGGUGAUUGGCUGGGUUGCCUUAGCUGAUUGAACCUGACGUUGGUGUCUGGAUUUCUAAAUGGCUGGGGACAAGUAGGAGUAGAGGACGGCUUCCCCUAUUUCCCCACCUCAAGAGUAUUCCUCUGUUCAUGGCCCUUCACUUUCGGGGAGGAAGAGAGGGGAACUGUGCUCUCUCCCAUCCCAACCCCUUUUUCCUGCUUUCAGAUUGACAAGUGGUAUGUAGUCAAGAUCAUGAAUGUUUGUCCCAAGGAAGAUGGUUGGAGAAGAGAGACGGACCUUCCUGUGGCAUUUACCGUAGGAGUCGCCGUCUUGUUCCUUCUCCCCAAUCCUAAAUACAAGUGAAUCUUCUGAAGGAUGGGGGAGGAAAGGAUAGGAGAGGUGAAGGGAAGGGAAGAACUUCUUUCCCGAAGUUAUCAUGUCUCUACCUUCCUGCAGGUAGCAAAGCAAAACAAUAAGUGUCCUGGCGAGGAAGGAAGAAAUAACUCUUGUCUUGGUGGACCCUCCACUAGGGCAUUACCAACUGUUCAAAGGUGGCAGGAAACCGAACCUGCUGUUUCCCCUUGUCUGAGCCACUCUUCACGCCAGGCACCAGCACCUUCCCCAUUUGCACUUAGAUGGGAAGUGAUGGUGGCGCAGGAUAGGACCUCCCACUCCCUGAAGCCCCUGGCCUAAAGUAACUUCUGGCUUAAUGCACACUUGUUUAUAUGUAUAUUAUAUAUAUGUAGCGAGAGAGAAUGAGAGAGAGAGAGAGAGCUAAUUUUUGUUCUGACACUUUCCCCCUCUUCCUCCUAUCUUGCAGACCCUAUUUUAUAACACUUGUCCUUGCUGUUUCCCUCCACCGUCCUCAGAUCCUGGGAGAAAUUUUGCAGAAAGUGUGACAGUAAACAUUGGUUUGUCUUGCCUUUCAUAAUAAUGAUGAUGAUGAUUAUGAUCAUAAUAAAUCCUAUCUGAGGCAGAGCCAGAAGUCGGUGGCAUCCAUCCUAAGGCUCCUCACUUUGUGCUGGCACAAGCCACGUAUCCAUUGUUUCUUUGGCUGAGUAAGAAGGCUAUGGGGACUCCCAGAGUGCUCUGAUGACAGCUGCCAAUGCCGAGUCCUAAGGUUGAAAAAGGUGCUACUGCUGUGUAGAGAAGUGGGCAAGGGCACAGGGGCUGGCCAAUCCAAGCCCAUGCUCAUGGGGCAAGCGGUGUUGGAGGACUCGGAGGCAGCCCCUUGCUCUUGGCUAAGGAUCACACAAUGAGGUGCCUUCCUUCUGUGUUUUCUCUCCUUUUUGUUUAGUUCCUUGACUUCCAAACUUUAACUGCUGAAAAGAUAAGCAGCGGAGGGAAGCUAGGCAGGGUGAGAUGAGCCAUGAGUCCUGCCUUCCCACCGUCGGGGGUUUUGGGUGGGGGCGCCAUACUAUUUGCUGCUCAGUAUUUUGUUCAAAACUUGUUUUCUGCAGCUGGUGGAGGAUGAUUGCUUUCUUGUACAGCAGUGGUGGUGAACGGUGGCCCCUCCAAAUGCUUUGGACUAUCUCCCAGAAGCUCCGCCCAGCACAGCCAAUGGUUAGAGAAUAUGGGGGCUGUAGUCCAUAACAUCUGGCAGACCAAAGUUUCUCCUCCCCUGUUUGUAGGGAAAUGGCAGGUGUUAAAAGAAAGAGAGAAUAUCCCUGCAAUUCUAUUUUUGGGAUUUUUUUGCCUUACUAUCUUUUUUCCAAGAAAACUAAAUUAAAUAAUAAAACCUGAAAUAUUCAA